This is a messenger RNA of Tinamus guttatus (white-throated tinamou), 1373 nucleotides long. Lineage: Eukaryota; Metazoa; Chordata; Aves; Tinamiformes; Tinamidae. The record is from RefSeq and is a predicted model, not a curated record.
AUGAGUAAAAUCCUAGUGAUUUUGAAUCCCAGUGUAGAUACUGCUCCUGCGCAGAGAUUCAGAGGGGCCAAGACUUUGUCGCUUGACUACCCGGAGGUGAUACUAAUUCUCUUAACUCUCUUCAGGAAGACUGAAACAACCACCUUGACCAGCACGGAAGACACCAGUGGAAGGAAUGCUGAUAAGGAUGUAUUUGAGGCCAGUCAAAGAUAUGAAUAUCUUGAGCCAGUGCUAUUAGAGUUGGAAAGCAAACAUGAAGAAAAUACAGCAGCUGAAAAAAACACAGAACAUGAAGAUGUAGGUGCCCAACCUGCUACAGAAAUUACAACAAAAGAGAACUACUUUUUGACAGAUAAAAACGAUGAGCUGGCUGAUCCGUUAGCACUCAAUCCCAUAAAAUGCACUCCAGAAAAAGAGCUGAAAGGUUUUUUAAUAAUACAUUUAAGAAUUCAUUAUGUUAAUACAGGUACAGUGAAAGAAUCUGGUGAGAAACAUAAGGGAUCUGUUGAAAUUCCUAACCUGUCAGAAGAAAAUGAGGUAGAUGAUACAGAGAUAAAUGUUAGCAAAAAGAAAGGGGAAGGGGAUGUUCUGAAGGAUCUUAUGCGAACUGAAGGAACCAUGAAAGUCAGAGAGGCCCUCAGAGAUUAUCUGAAAGCGCUCAAAACAGGUAAUUUCAAACGCUUCAGUGCAUUUUUCUGCUCGAUUGAUUCAUCACAUUCUUUGGAUAUUGUUGGUGUAAAAAUUCCUACAGUAAAGAUAGUUAUGAAAGAAAUGUUCAACUCCCCAGCAGAUGAACUUUAUGGCAUCUUCACAACUAAGGAAUUGGUUCAGAAGUUCUCUAAAUGUCCUGCUGUGAUUGAAGCUGAAAAAGGAGGGAAACUUCAGAUGUUUGAUGGUUGUGUUAGUGGUGAAUAUGCAGAAUUGGUUCCAAGCCAAAGAAUUGUCUUGAAAUGGAGAUGUAGAAACUGGCCUGAUGAACAUUACGCAACGGUCGCCUUGAAUUUCAAGGCUGCGGCAGCUCAGACGGAACUGCAGUUGGAGUGCAAAGGAGUUCCGGUCUCGAACGAAGACAGUACAAGACAGUGCUGGAAGAAGCAGUAUUUUGAAGAAAUACAUACUUUACUGCAACAGCCCAAAGACAGUACUGAAUGAUAACUGCACUGUAGUUUUGCUAGGGCAUUACUUUUUAUAAAUUGUUAACAUUUGUUUUUUAAAAAAAUAAUUUAUUUGUGGGGAAAAAUAAAGCCCCACUUCUAUGAUACUGUAUAUAAUUUAAGCAUUAUUUAUGGAUUUUUAGUGAAUAAGAUGGUCUGUAAGUCAGAUUUUGUUCUACUUGCCUACAACUUAACUUUAGAGAGUAAUUAUGAGUCAGC